This is a messenger RNA of Trichobilharzia regenti, 1395 nucleotides long. Lineage: Eukaryota; Metazoa; Platyhelminthes; Trematoda; Strigeidida; Schistosomatidae. The record is from the annotation of a GenBank genome assembly.
AUGUUUGAGGAUAAGCCUACUGGUUUUCAGUUGCCGGAUAUAUGGAAUGAUGAUGAUGCGAUGUAUUCUCUAAUGCAACCAAUACGGCGCUCAAAGCUUGUGGAUCCCAUUAAUUAUAACACAAAAAUCACGUUUUGGAAAAGGACGUUACUGUCGUAUGCCAAAAGUCAGAAAGCCUAUGUUGUGUGUAUUAAUUCACUGCAAAAACUGUUUACUCGGCAUUUUCCUGUCGAAGGUGUAGAUUUGUUUCCACAGUCUCUUGGUGAAGUAAUUACAGAGAUGGAAUCAGAAGGCCUAUUAGAGCCAGUCGUACCUCCUAGAAGUAUUAUAGGAAACAUUUUCACAGCUUUAUCAUAUGUCGUACACCAGCCAGCCCUGUGGGCAUAUCAAUACUUAAGUGGGCAGCAGUCCUCUAGUAAAACAGAAUCUGAUAUGUUGGAUCAGCAGUUUGUGUUAACUGAGCUCGCUGAAAGUUCUGCAGCGGAUUUCAUGUCUUGGUUCCAUGAAAAUUACUGUGAUCAGAGGUUGUUACCCCAUUCUCCUGUUUAUGAUCUAGACGUUUUCAAUUCAGCUCUAUCACGCUUUUACUCACAUACUGCCACUCGUGAAUAUAUAUGGAACUUGUUGAAGAACAUCAAACGCUGUGUUUCCGUUGAAAUAACUUCAACUGAAAACGCUAAGCCGAUUCAAAUUGUUCGCGUUGGUGAAAAUAUAAAUACUCGACCAGCUAAACCACCCAACUCCGAAACUGCAAAGAUGGAAUCAUCUGUAUUGAGUGGGAUUAUCCAACUUAAAACUACAAUUGGGCAACUCGAAAAUGAGGAGGAACGGUUGGAAACUACAAUUGAACAGAAUCGUGCUCAGAUCAAAUCUCUAUUAAUGAAUAAGAAGAAUUUAGAAGCAAAGUCUUUGUUAAGACGUACCAAAGUAUUAGAAAAGUCUUUAAAUCAAAAGCAAACGCAACUCAAUAAUCUUGAGAAAAUGUUGUUAGAUAUACAAUCUGCAGCGGAAAAUAGAAAUAUUGUACGCGUUCUGGGUAGUGUUAAUGAAGCACUUAAGCUAGCAGUUGGAGGAUCUGAUGCUCUAAAUAAAGCGGAAGAUAUUGUUAGUGAUGUAAUGGAAAGUAUUCAUGAAAGUCAGGAGAUUUCGGAUGCUCUUAGCUCUUAUAGACAUAAUUCUCUCAAUCUGGAAGACAUGAGUGAUUUGGAACAGGAGCUGAAUGAUUUUCUUAGUCCACCGAAGAAACCUUUGUCUCCAGAAAAAAGACAGCGCCCCAAUUAUGAUGAUUUAGAAGCUGAACUCGCUUCUCUCACAUUAUCGACAGAUAUAAUAUCAUCACUGCCAAAUCCGAAUUCACCUUCAACUAAAAAGAAUCCUGUUCUAUUGGAUGGUUAA